AACAGGUGAGCGGACAGACGCUGGAGGAGGACUGUUGUUGCUCUGAACGUGCUCACACAUGGCCAUGCUGAUGAAUGAGACCGGGUCCCACCUGCCGCUGUCCGAGUUCGGCUUCGAGCGGCGCUUUGACGAGAGGGGAGCCAUCGAGUGGAUGCAGGCCAACUGGAGCAAGUCUUUCAUGUUCAGCGCUUUGUACGCCGCCCUGGUGUUCGGAGGGCAGCACUACAUGAAGCCCCGCCCCAAAAUGAACCUGCGACGACCACUCGUGCUCUGGUCACUCAGCCUGGCGCUCUUCAGCAUCAUCGGUGCGAUUCGAACCGGCAGCUACAUGUUUCACAUCCUGAGCAGCAGCGGCUUCAGGCAGUCCGUCUGUGACCAGAGCUUCUACAGCGGACCCAUCAGCAAGUUCUGGGCGUACGCCUUCGUCCUGAGCAAAGCUCCGGAGCUCGGCGACACGGCCUUCAUCGUGCUGAGGAAGCAGAAGCUGCUCUUCCUGCACUGGUACCACCACAUCACCGUGCUGCUCUACUCCUGGUACUCCUACAAAGACAUGGUGGCCGGCGGCGGCUGGUUCAUGACCAUGAACUACGCCGUCCACGCUCUCAUGUACAGCUACUACUCUGCUCGUGCCGCCGGCCUGCGCGUGCCGCGGCCCUUCGCGGUGCUCAUCACCAGCGCUCAGAUCGUUCAGAUGGGCAUGGGGCUGGCGGUGAGCGGUCUGGUGUACCGCUGGAUGCAGCACGGAGACUGUCCGUCCCGCCUCGACAACAUCACCUGGGCGGCGCUCAUGUACCUCAGCUACCUGCUGCUCUUCUCCAACUUCUUCUACCAGACGUACCUGCGCCGCCACGGCACUGCCAAGAGCACCAAGUCGGAGUAGAGGCGGUGUGAGGCUCCACCGGGGGCAUCAUGGGAGAUUUGUCUUCCUCUUACUGAUACUGAAGCUGCUAAUGUUCAACAACUAAACUUUAAAUGUUCUUCGUGCCUGAAGAGUCUGAAAUCACAAGAAGGAAAAUCCUCUGAAUCGGGACUGAAGGUUUGUCUCGGCUCAGAUGGACGGUUCAACUCCCGGCCAAGACUUUAUUUAACGGGUUGGUGGUGACUUCCUGGGGAUGAACGGAGACGACCUCAAUGCACCUGAACGCCAGGUGAACAAGUAGUUCAUAGAGCAGACCUGCGAAACAAAGCACCGGCUGCUUUCAAAGUCCUGACGGUGUCCACGUUUCCCUAAACGUCUCUUCAUCCCAGGAGGUCACGUCGACGUUCGACCUGUAGAACAAAGUUACUGACAACAACGUGUGCCUUUGAACAAUUUCUCGUCCGCUCGAAUCGUCGACGUGAGGAUGACUGAAUCUUCAUCCAGAUGGCGUUUUGUGUUUGUGUCGCACGUGGCGUCCAGCAGGACCGCGUUUCUUUCAGUCCCGUCCUGCUCGUGCGGGUUGAACUGGUUUCACCUCGACGCAGCCCGUUCCCAUAGCUACACCUGAACGCAGCACAGACGGGAGCCUUGCUGAGGUGAGCUCAAAACCUGUGAGCUGGAGGAAGUGCUGGACCAAUCAGGAGACGCCUCAGUGUACAAACACAAACUAAAAUCCGUUUAGAUUAGAAACCGUCUAAACUGUUUGAGUUCUCAGUCUUCAGAGGUUCAGUUUGUUCACACUUUGUAUUUUAAGAUGUUUACUUUAAAAAAAUCUGUUCUUCUGAAAUGAAAAAUGUUUUUAUUUAUUGAUUUAUUUAUUUGACAUAUGAUGGCAGCCAGUCGGUAGCCGGAAAGUCUCGAACACUCGUGUUGUCUCACCUUCACUGAACUCAUUUCAGAACUCGCAUCACGUGGGGAAUAUUUCGGAGUUUAUUUUCCACCAGAGACCGUUUGAAGUUUGUUUUAGUUGCACAACUGUUUGUUUCUGCAGCCGUCGAUCCUCUUCGUUAUUAUUAUUAUUAUUAUUAUUAUUAUUAUUAUUAUUUUAGUGUGUGUGUGUGUGAGAUGGUGAAGUUUUGAGCUGGAAAAAAUCGAAUAAAGACGCCGUUUAUACA
Molecule: messenger RNA, 2034 nt
Organism: Scatophagus argus
Lineage: Eukaryota; Metazoa; Chordata; Actinopteri; Scatophagidae
Gene: elovl6l
Product: ELOVL family member 6, elongation of long chain fatty acids like
Exons: 4
Coding region: 59-880 (273 amino acids)
Biological process (GO): fatty acid elongation, polyunsaturated fatty acid; fatty acid elongation, saturated fatty acid; very long-chain fatty acid biosynthetic process
Cellular component (GO): endoplasmic reticulum; endoplasmic reticulum membrane
Molecular function (GO): fatty acid elongase activity
Source: RefSeq, a predicted model, not a curated record